AUGAGCCUGUCUGUGCGAGACGACGUUCAUCUUAAGAGAUCGAAGAAUGCCCGGAAACCAGGCAGGAAUAGGGAAAGCCUCCGAGCGGAACAAGGAACAAGGCGCAACUAUGUGUCCAGAAAACCCAACCAGGUUCCAAACACCAUUUAUCACAUCCACAAGGAGGUAACGUUCCGCUACCCAGCAGAUCCAGAGUCCCAAGGAACACAAGACCUGUUCAAGAAGGUCCGCCGUAUCCUUAACGAGCUGACGCCUGAGAAGUUCAACCAUCUGAUGAAGCAGGUGACGAACUUGACCAUCGACACGGAGGAGCGGCUCAAAGGAGUCGUGGACCAGGUGUUUGAGAAAGCCAUCAAUGAACCCAGCUUAUCGGUGGCCUACGGGAAGAUGUGCAGCUGCCUCGCCACGCUCAAAGUUCCCAAGACUGGCCAACCAGGUUGCACAGUGAGCUUUAUCAAGCUGCUGUUAGGCCGUUGCAAGAAGGAGUUUGAGAAUGACAAGUCGGAUGAUGUGGUUAUUAGGAUGAAGCAGAAGAAGCUGGACUCUGCUGCAUCGGUAAGCGAUCGUCACCGACUUCUGCUAGAGCUGCAGGAACUCAAGGACAUUAUCCGGCGGCGUUCCAUGGGCAACAUCAAGUUCAUCGGCGAUCUCUUUAAGCUCAAGAUGCUAACGGCGUCCGCCAUGAAUGACUGCGUGGACAAGCUGCUGAAUAACAACGACGAAGAGUCUUUAGAGUGUUUGUGCAGCCUGCUCAGCACCAUCGGCAAGGACUUUGACUUAGUGGUGGCCAAGCGUCAGAUGGAUCAGUAUUUUAACCAGAUGGAAAACAUCGUCAGAGAGGGGAAGACGUGCACUCGUAUACGGGUUAUGUUGCAGGAUAUAAUAGACCUGAGAUUGCACAACUGGGUGUCCAGAAAACCCAGCCAGCUUCCAAACACCAUUGAUCACAUCCAUACAGAGGCAAAGAUUGAAGAUCAGGAGGAGCCAAGAAAAGUACAGAAGCAACUUUUCUCCAAGGAAACCAAGAGACAGCCAGAUCCAAGCGAGCAAAGAGAUCAGCGUGUACAGAGAGAGGAGCCGGGGGACACUGUGCCCAUGACAAAGAACAGCAGGACCACCGACCCACACAAGAUCCCAGUUCCCAAGUUCUCCAAGGAGGUAACGUUCCGCCUCCCAGCCGAUCCAGAGUCCCAAGGAACACAGGACCUGUUCAAGAAGGUCCGCAGAAUCCUGAACGAGCUGACGCCUGAGAAGUUCAACCAUCUGAUGAAGCAGGUGACGAACUUGACCAUCGACACGGAGGAGCGGCUCAAAGGAGUCGUGGACCAGGUGUUUGAGAAAGCCAUCAAUGAACCCAGCUUAUCGGUGGCCUACGGGAAGAUGUGCAGCUGCCUCGCCACGCUCAAAGUUCCCAUCAUUAGCCAACCAGGAUGCACAGUGAGCUUUAUCAAGCUGCUGAUAGGCCGUUGCAAGAAGAACUUUGAGAAUGACAAGUCGGAUGAUGUGGUAAUUAGGAUGAAGCAGAAGAAGCUGGACUCUGCUGCAUCGGUAAGUGAUUGUCACCGACUUCUGCUAGAGCUGCAGGAACUCAAGGACAUUAUCCGGCGGCGAUCCAUGGGCAACAUCAAGUUCGUCAGCGAACUCUUUAAGCUCAAGAUGCUUACGGCGCCAGACAUGCUUGACUGCGUGGAUAAGCUGCUGAAUAACCACGACAUAGAGUCUUUAGAGUGUCUGUGCAGCCUGCUCAGCACCAUCGGCAAGGACUUUGACUUAGAGGAGGCCAAGCCUUGGAUGGAUCAGUAUUUUAACCUGAUGGAAAAUAUCGUCAGAGAGGGGAGGACGUGCACUCGUAUACGGGUCAUGUUGCAGGAUAUAAUAGACCUGAGAUUGCACAACUGGGUGUCCGGAAAACCCAGCCAGGUUCCAAACGCCAUUGAUAUCAGCCACACAAAGGCAAAUAUUGAAGAUCAGGAGGAGCCAAGAAAAGUACAGAAGCAACUUUUCUCCAAGGAAACCAAGAGACAGCCAGAUCCAAGUGAGAAAAGAGAUCAGUGCGUACAGAGAGAGGAGCCGGGGGACACUGUGCCCAUGACAAAGAACAGCAGGACCACCGACCCACACAAGAUCCCAGUUCCCAAGUUCACCAAGCCUCAAGUGGACGAGAAGAUCCAGCUUGGCCCCCAGCCUCAAGUCGCAUUGGUGAAGGCUAGCAGUGAAGGAGCCAAGGCCAGUGACUCAGCCUUGCAGUCCAGUCCCUCACCUCAACCCUCCACCACUCCGCAACAAAACCAAGACUGCGACGCCAGGAGAACUCUGGAAAGUCGUAGCAGUACACGCAGAAAGCGCGGAAAGCGCUGCGACAAGCCGCUGAUCUAUGCGCCGUCCCAGCCUGAUCCGUUAACCAGGGAAAGCAGUUCACAGGAGCUGCUUCAGAGUCCAACCCCGGAGGAGCACUCAGUAAAGCACGAGAAGCUGGAUGAAUCUCUGGUUUUCUCGUCUCCCUUCCUGAUGGAGUUAAUGACGGCUGUGUGCGAGGCAGCAGCGAAAGGUAAGCUCUCCACCAGCCGGAUGGACACGGCACUCAUUCAGAAGAGUUUGCCUGUUUUACUGAAGUACCUCAACUCAGACACUGAGCAACAGCUGCAUGCGCUUCAACAACUUAAGGCGCUUAUCAUCACCCUCGAUCAUCCUCCAAACCUCCUCCGGAUUUUCUUUGAUUGUUUUUACGACGGGGACGUCAUCUCCAAGGACGCAUUCUACAAGUUUGGGACAAGCAAAGACCAGGCCGAGCAGCUGGGUAAAGACGUGGCCCUUAAGUCUGUCACAGCCUUUUUCACCUGGCUGCGGGAGGCGGAGCAGGAGUCGGAGGAUAUUUGA
Messenger RNA from Platichthys flesus (European flounder), 2877 nucleotides. RefSeq names its product eukaryotic translation initiation factor 4 gamma 3-like. The transcript has 21 exons. The record is from RefSeq and is a predicted model, not a curated record. The coding region runs from base 1 to 2877 and encodes 958 amino acids. Gene Ontology annotation, molecular function: protein binding; mRNA binding; translation initiation factor activity. Lineage: Eukaryota; Metazoa; Chordata; Actinopteri; Pleuronectiformes; Pleuronectidae. Gene Ontology annotation, cellular component: eukaryotic translation initiation factor 4F complex.